Messenger RNA from Aureobasidium vineae, 156 nucleotides. NCBI's taxonomy places the organism in Eukaryota, Fungi, Ascomycota, Dothideomycetes, Dothideales, Saccotheciaceae. The record is from the annotation of a GenBank genome assembly.
AUGUCUCACGAAUCUGUCUGGUACUCGCGUCCUCGCACCUACGGCAAGGGCAGCAGAGAAUGGUGCGCUGGUCUCAUCCGCAAGUACGGCUUGAACAUCUGCCGUCAGUGCUUCCGUGAGAAGUCCACCGACAUUGGUUUCAUCAAGCACCGCUAA